This is a messenger RNA of Panicum virgatum (switchgrass), 1074 nucleotides long. RefSeq lists its product as uncharacterized. The transcript is spliced from 2 exons. The coding region runs from base 1 to 1074 and encodes 357 amino acids. The record is from RefSeq and is a predicted model, not a curated record. NCBI's taxonomy places the organism in Eukaryota, Viridiplantae, Streptophyta, Magnoliopsida, Poales, Poaceae.
AUGGCAACAUUCGGGAGGAGGUCUACUGCCAGCAACCAACUGGGUUCACCGAUUGCGCGCCCCGACGCUGUGUGCUUGCUGUCCCGAUCGCUCUAUGACCUUCGUCAAGCUCUGCGCGCCUGGUUCAACCGCUUCGUCGACAACGUCCUCACACUCGGCUUCGUUCAAUCCCGGGCGGACCCAUCUCUGUUUGUGCUACGAAAGGGGAACGCCACAGCAUACUUGCUAUUGUACGUCGACGACAUCAUCCUCUCGGCGUCCUCCACAGCGCUGCUCCAGGAGAUUGUUCCGAGCCUCAAGACAGAGUUCACGAUCAAGGACAUGGGCCCUCUCUGCUUCUUCCUUAGCAUCGACGUACAACGACACCACGACGGGUUCUACCUGUCACAAGCCGCUUAUGCCCGCGACGUUCUGGAGCACGCGGGCAUGGCGAACUGCAAGCCGGCUAGUACGCCUACAGAGGCCAAGUCCAAGGUUGCCAGCUCUGAAGGCAAGCUCUUCUCCGACCCCUCGUGUCACGCCACCAUGCUCAAGCGCGUACUCCGAUACGUCAAAGGCACCGUCGACUUCGGCCUCCACCUCCUUGCCGCCGCGACGCCCAAGCUGAUCGCCUACACCGACGCCGAUUGGGCCGGCUGCCCCGACACUCGGCGCUCCACCUCCGGAUUCUGCGUGUAUCUUGGUGAUGCUUUUGUGUCCUGGUCAUCCAAACGCCAGAACACGGUGUCCCGAUCGAGCGCGGAGGCCGAAUACCGAGGGAUCGCCAACGCCGUCGCCGAGUGCACGUGGCUCCACCAGCUUCUUGGCGAACUCCACCAUGGCGUCCAGCAAGCAACCAUUGUCUACUGUGACAAUGUUUCGUCGGUCUACAUGUCCAAGAACCCCGUGCAUCACCGACGAACCAAGCACAUUGAGCUUGACAUCCAUUUCGUCCGGGAGAAGGUGGCCAUUGGCGAGCUCCGCGUCCUCCAUGUUCCCAGCGACAAGCAGUUCGCCGACAUCUUUACCAAGGGCUUGCCGUCUGCACUCCACGACGAUUUUCGAUCCAGCCUCUGCGUUGGCACCGACAGCUGA